AUGUCUCCAGUCGAAAAGCACAAGGAUACCCCCAACGCUCGGCAUCGCUCUUUCAAGGGAUGUUGGACCUGUAAGAAGAAGCGGGUUCAAUGCGAUGAAGUGCGCCCCUCUUGCCAAAGAUGUAGCUUGCGGGGCAUUACCUGUGAGGGAUACGAGAUCAGAUUGCGGUGGGGGGCUGGUAUCGCAUCAAGGGGCAAAUAUUCAGGUGCCGAGAAGCCAGUCAAGGAAUCUAUACCACCUCGGUCGAAGCGAAGAUGGGAUAUGCGAGGGAAGAGGGAAGAGAGCGAGGAGGGAGACAGGCAGGGUCAACCAAUGUUGAUUGCUCAAACUGAAGAAGCGCAGACAGGUUUGGUUGCCGAGCGAGCGACGGUUAAUAUUCUCAACUCAGCAUGGGAACCGACUCAAGCUGAUCAUAUCGCGGCGGUCAAGAAGCAUUUCGAGAUCCCUGUGUCGUUGGCUGCCUUGCCGGGAAUGGAUGCACAUAUGUAUGGGCAGGAAGUUGAGUAUCCGCAGCUUUCGGGACGGCGAAGCAUACUGGCUUAG
Molecule: messenger RNA, 543 nt
Organism: Penicillium canescens
Lineage: Eukaryota; Fungi; Ascomycota; Eurotiomycetes; Eurotiales; Aspergillaceae
Product: Zn(II)2Cys6 transcription factor domain-containing protein
Exons: 2
Coding region: 1-543 (180 amino acids)
Biological process (GO): positive regulation of transcription by RNA polymerase II
Cellular component (GO): nucleus
Molecular function (GO): zinc ion binding; DNA-binding transcription factor activity, RNA polymerase II-specific; transcription cis-regulatory region binding
Source: RefSeq, a predicted model, not a curated record